Oncorhynchus tshawytscha (Chinook salmon) is the source of this 2308-nucleotide messenger RNA. RefSeq names its product G protein-coupled receptor 84 (gene gpr84). NCBI's taxonomy places the organism in Eukaryota, Metazoa, Chordata, Actinopteri, Salmoniformes, Salmonidae. Gene Ontology annotation, cellular component: membrane. Gene Ontology annotation, molecular function: urotensin II receptor activity. Bases 147 to 1400 code for a protein of 417 amino acids. Gene Ontology annotation, biological process: neuropeptide signaling pathway. The transcript is spliced from 2 exons. The record is from RefSeq and is a predicted model, not a curated record.
AAAAGGAGAAGGAACCAGUUAAGUGACUGAUAAACUGCAUAAAGACUUUGAGACAACAGAACAACCACGACACACAGGACAACACAAAUGCCAAGAUACUGCACAGAGAGACACAGACUCCUUGACAGAAAACGUUAGAACUGAGGAUGCUGGAGAACGUCACAGGUGAUGUGCAAAAUGACACCUUCUCCUGCCACCACCCCUCGGUGGAGGCCUACCGCUACUUUGGCGUGCUGUGGGGUUCGGUAGUUACUAUAGUUGGAACGGUGGGGAACAUGCUUACCAUUCUGGCCUUCGCCACGGACACCCGGCUGCGGACGCGUUUCAACGUGCUGAUAGUGAACCUGGCCCUGGCGGACCUGUUGUACUGUACCCUGCUGCAGCCCGUCUCUGUCGACUCCUACCUACACCUCCGCUGGAGGGGCGGACCUCUCUGGUGCAGCAUCUUUGGCCUCCUCCUCUUUCUCUCCAACUCUGUCUCUAUCAUCACCCUGUGUCUGAUCGCGGCCAGCCGUUACCUUCUGGUGACGAAGCGGGAUGUGUUUGAGCGGGUGUUUUCUGGUCGAGGCCUGGCUAUCCUCCUGCCCUCCACCUGGGCCCUGGGCCUGGCCAGCUUCGGCCCGCUCUGGCCCGUUUAUGUAUUUGCCCCACAGGUGUGCACCUGCAGUUUCCACCGCACCAGGGGGCGCCCUUACACCACCGUGCUGCUAUUCUUCUACUUCUUUAUCGGCCUGGGCUGUGUGGGGAUUUUCUACCUGCUCAUUUACAGGCGAGUCAGGGUGGCGGCACUGGCACUGGUCCGCUACCGGUUUAGCCGACGCUCGUCACAAAAGAAGCCAAACUCAUCAGAACAAGGGACGGAGGGGGAUAGUGGAGUCGGGAGCGGGGUGGCCACCACCCAGAGCUGUGAAUUGAGCAGCCAGGCAGAACUAACCCAAUACAAGGGGGUAGAGGUGAAGGUGCACCCUGGGAAAGCCCAGUCCUCCCACUCCACCUGGGGCUCUGCUAUAACUUCGCAUUCAGCUCACCUAGCAGGGGCACAGGAGCUAACCCCUGCCCUCAACCCUGUGCCCCGCUCGGCCACUCCUGCCCCCAUCACUGCCCCCUCCUCCUCCACCACCUCUUCAGGGGACAAUGUUGAGUUUAGACGUGUGACCCGGAUGUGUUUCACUGUCUUCCUGUGUUUCGUGGGCUGUUUUGUCCCAUUCCUGCUGCUGAACAUUGCUGAUAAGCAGAACCGUGCACCUCAGGUGCUCCACAUGUUCUGUGCCAACCUCACCUGGCUCAACAGUUGUAUUAACCCUGUGCUCUACGCUGUCAUGAACCGCCAGUUCGGACAGGCCUACCGGGCCCUUCUAGUCAGGGCCGCCACACCCUUCACACACCUCUGGACACGGUGACCUAUACAUGUUGGUUGUUUAGUAGAUGCAGUUAUUCAGAUUGACUUUAGUCAGUGUAUUCAAUUAAGGUACAUAAGACAACCACACAUUGGUAAUUAUCACUCACUUUUCUCAGCCCACACUGGUAUGGAUGGAGCUACUUCCUCCUGUCUAACUUCCUCUCCUCCUUCCUGAAUAUUACAUUUACUGUCACCUAGCAAGGGAAAAAUGAGCUUUUCUGUGAUUUUUGGAAAGGGCAAAUUUAUUUUGGGCUAAGAUUAUGCUCGUUUUUUUCCCAGUUACAAACACCAAUGUACAGUUACUGUUAAGCCUUUGUCCCCGUACAUGAAAUAGCUUUCAGAGCGGCCAUAUAAUGUGGUCAAAUCUCAUCAGGAAAUCUAUUUUAUUCCAGCAGGAAGCCAGAAGCCACCAAUAGGGAGAUAGUUAUGCAAAGAACUAUAGCCUCCUUUACGUCUUGUGUUUAUUUAUUGUCUGUGCCAUUGUACUUUUGUCUGUUCAUUUACACUCCCCUACGGUACAUGUGUAUUUGGACAGUAAUGAUACAUUUUUUAAAUCUGGCUCUGUACUCCAGCAUUUUGGAUUUGAGAUCAAAUGUUUCAUAAAAAGUGACAGCACACACAGACUGUCACCUUUUUAUUUGAGGGUAUUUUCAUACUUAUCUGAUUUAAUGUUUAGAAAUGGAAGCACUUUAUAUAUCUAGUCCCCCCAUUUGAAGAUGUCAAGUAUUUGGACACAUUUCCCUUCGUGUAUUUAAAUAGUCAGAAGUUUAGUAUUUGGUCCCAUAUUCCUUGCACACAAUGAUUACGUCAAGCUUGUUGGAUGUGUUUACAGCUUGUUUUGGUUGUGUUACGGGUUGUGUUUUGGUUGUGUUACGGGUUAUGUUUUGGUUGUGUUAUGGGUUAUGUUUU